Drepanopeziza brunnea f. sp. 'multigermtubi' MB_m1 is the source of this 1728-nucleotide messenger RNA. NCBI's taxonomy places the organism in Eukaryota, Fungi, Ascomycota, Leotiomycetes, Helotiales, Drepanopezizaceae. The record is from RefSeq and is a predicted model, not a curated record.
AUGUUGUUUCAAGGACUUGCACUGACUGCGGCUCUUGCCAACCUGGCAGCUGCACAGAUUCCGUCGGCUGUCGCCCCUGCUGCUUAUAACGCUGGUGUGCCGACGGGAACGCCGGUUCCUGGCGUUUACAGUGGUCAAUGGCGUCCCCAAAUCCAUUUUUCACCGCCGUCGAACUUCAUGAAUGACCCCAAUGGCUGCUUUCUCGAUGCCAAUGGGACAUGGCAUCUUUACUAUCAAUGCAAGUCUUCCGUCACUCACAACCCAGCACGUCCUGAGGCCGGUAACCAACAUUGGGGACAUGCCACAUCCAAAGAUCUCUACACUUGGGAGAAUCAGCCAAUCGCCCUUUACGCAACCGAGGAUACCCAGGUCUUCUCGGGUAGCGUUGUCACCGACCCAAACAACACUUCCGGCUUCUUCCCGAACCAGGACAACGGUGUAGUUGCUAUCUACACCCUCAACACGGCCCACGAGCAGACCCAAGCCAUCUCCUACUCCCUCGACGGUGGUUACACCUUCGUGAACUACACCGGAAACCCUGUGCUCAGAGCCAGCCCUCCAUCUUCCCAGUUCAGAGACCCCAAGGUCAUCUGGUACGAGGACCACUGGGUCAUGAGUAUCGCCUACUCACAAGAUUUCGUCGUUGGCAUUUUCACCUCCCCAGAUCUUAAGAAUUGGACCCAUGCCUCGAACUUCACAAGGAUGGGAGUUCUCGGCCUCCAAUAUGAAUGCCCCAACUUAGUCCGCAUGCCCGUUCUCGGUGAGGAACCAAUGUGGCUCAUGGUCAUCAGCAUCAACCCCGGAGGACCAAUUGGUGGUUCCUUUACCCAGUAUUUCCCCGGCACUUUCAACGGCACGCACUUUGAAGCCGUCGACGAUGCAGCCCGUAUCCUCGAUUUCACCAAGGACAACUACGCCGGCCAUUUCUUCUACGGCGUCCCCGAGUCCGAGGAUCCCGUCUUCAUUGCCUGGGCCAGCAACUGGCAAUACACCAACGAGGUGCCCACCGGCGAGCGUGAAGGCUGGAGAAGCGCAAUGACUCUCCCCCGGCGAGCUCACCUCAUCCGUAACGCCACUCGCAGCGGGUGGGUACUCGUCGGAACCCCGUACGAUUUCACGCCUCUCCUUGAUACACAGCUGGCCGUCGACGCCAACCUCGGCAACGGGACCAUCUUAUCAGACUACUCCUCCGUGAGCAGCGGGACCCUCUACUUCCAGGUUAAUGUGACCGGCCUUCAGCGGCCCGCGCUCGGGACAGGAACGCUGAACUUCACGUUCACGGCUUCGUCGACGCGGGAGUCCAUCACGGGCGGCUUCUACUUCGGCGGGACACCCGGAAACUUCCGCUACGACAACCCGUUCUGGGUGUCCCGCCACAACAUCCUGGGAUUUGCGGAGACGAAUCCUUUCUUCACGAAUAGAUUCAGCGUCGCCAACAUUUUGAACCCGGAUGGCACCUUCACGCUAGAAGGGGUCAUCGAUCGCUCGAUGCUGGAGAUCUUCCUGGACGGCGGGCGCAGCACUGGCACGACGCUCUUCUACCCCGAAGGCGUGCUGGAUACCAUGGAGGUGAGGACCAGGGAUCUGAACGAGGGUGUCGUUGUUAGUGUUGCCGUCUGGGGGGUGAAGAGCACGUGGGCCGGGCAGGCGAGUGAGGACGGGGUUGUGUAUGGUAACGUGACGACCGUCACGCCGACGGGCUACGCCGCGAUGCCCUUGCCACAAUGA